Molecule: messenger RNA, 1630 nt
Organism: Lutzomyia longipalpis
Lineage: Eukaryota; Metazoa; Arthropoda; Insecta; Diptera; Psychodidae
Product: aminopeptidase N-like
Exons: 4
Coding region: 9-1529 (506 amino acids)
Biological process (GO): peptide catabolic process; proteolysis
Cellular component (GO): cytoplasm
Molecular function (GO): zinc ion binding; metalloaminopeptidase activity; peptide binding
Source: RefSeq, a predicted model, not a curated record
AUCGCACCAUGUUUGUGAAGAGUUUUCUAUACAUUUCUGUGUUAAUUGCUUGGUCUUUGGGAUCAUUCCACACAACAUCAAGAGAUUUGACUAACUAUCAGGGAAAAAAUGAAAAGAACCCAAUAUCUUUGCGCUUGAUAAACUCAACAGAACCUCUUGCUUAUGAAGUAUGGUUGGAGACGAAGAUUCAUGAAAAAAUCUUAAAUUACAAUGGGAGAGUUAGAAUAAACUUAAGAGCUUUAGAAGCUGCAAAGAUGAUUACAAUUCAUUCAGAGAAACUCUUGAUAAGAAAUUAUACCCUCUUUGAUCAUUUUGGUAAUGUUGUAAGCAUCUUACGCAUGGAGGAGCAUGAGAGUGAAACUAUUUUGGAAUUUAGUCUGCAAGAAUCCCUAAAAGUUGAUCAGAAUUAUAUUUUGGACAUUGAAUUCCAAGGUUACCUGCAGAGCAUACCUCAAGGAUUCUGCUACACGCGCUACGUUGAUGCUGAUGGAGAGACUCAGUUUAUGGCUACAUCCAAUCUUCAUGUUACAAAUGCCAGGAUGGCGUUUCCUUGCUACGACGAACCUCGCUACAGGACUCCAUUCCUCAUUCAUAUCAUUCACCAUUCAACGAUGAAAGCAGCCUCCAAUAUGCCUGUUGCUUUUAUCACAAACAAUAACGAUGGUUCAGCUAUGACAACUUUUGAAAAUUCUGUCUCAAUGCCCGUGAAUUUGGUGGCCUUUGCCGUUUGCAAUCAUGACUCACAAAAAACAUUGCUUGAGGAUAAAAAUGUUGAAAUAAAAUUUCUUGUACCAAGUCACGUAACUGAUGAGACUAAUUUUGCAAGAGAUUUUAUUAUUUUCAUCCUGAAAAAGCUCGAAGAAUACUUAGGCGUGGGAUAUAACCUGCCAAAGCUCGAAUGUGUGAUCGUUGAUGAUGGGAUGCAUCUUGGUUUGGAAAAUUGGGGCCUAAUGGUGUUUGACUCAAAAAGUCUCCUGUAUAGAGAAGGUCAAACAACAGCAAGUCAGAAGAUGGAUAUUGCUAAAAUAAUUUGCCAUCAACUCUCCCACAACUACUUUGGGAAUUUAGUUGGAAUUUCUUGGUGGAACUACGCAUGGAUGACGGAGGGAUUUGCAAACUACCAAGAAUACUACUUCACAAAUAUGUACCUUACUGACUACCCAAUGCACGAUUUAUUUGUAGCCGAAUUCAUUCAGAGAAAUUUCGUUGAGCACUCCUAUUUAAUGUCUCAUUCACUUAAUCGGUACGUGCAGACGCGAAGAGAAGUAGAAGAGGCAUUUGACUAUGGAACUGCGAGCAAAGCGGCUGCUGUUUUACGGAUGUGUGAGCAUGCAAUUGAAGGGGCAACCUUCCAAAAAGGUCUUAAGAAGUAUGUAAAAGAAAUGUCUUAUCGUGUUGCAGAACCGUGUGAUCUCUACAAGAAUCUUCAGGAGGCAGUUAAUGAAGAUAGAACAAUUCCCGAAGAUAUAAAAGUAGUGGAUUUUCUCAGUUCUUGGGUAGAUCAACCGGGAUUCCCUUUAUUGACUUGACAGUCACAAGGAAUUAUCAAUCAAAUGAAAUUGUUGUGAAUCAACAGAGAUUUCUUGCAUCCCGAGAUGAGGUUGAUAUCAACGGCUUAUCGUGGUAUAUU